Messenger RNA from Anopheles stephensi (Asian malaria mosquito), 1784 nucleotides. It is a transcript of the gene HemK1, whose product is annotated as MTRF1L release factor glutamine methyltransferase. The coding region runs from base 161 to 1180 and encodes 339 amino acids. Gene Ontology annotation, biological process: protein methylation. Gene Ontology annotation, molecular function: protein methyltransferase activity; nucleic acid binding. Gene Ontology annotation, cellular component: mitochondrion. The record is from RefSeq and is a predicted model, not a curated record. Lineage: Eukaryota; Metazoa; Arthropoda; Insecta; Diptera; Culicidae. The transcript is spliced from 2 exons.
ACAACCGCACCUGUCAGCUGAUUGCAAAACAUUGCGAAUCGGUUGCAGCGGAUCGAUUGCGCAAAGAUGCAACGCGACCAGCUACCCGUGCUCUUGUGAGUUUCCAUUUACUUUUUAAAUAAAAUCUAGCUUAAAGUGCUACAAAAAAAAAACGACAACAAUGAUGUUGUCAACGUCGACGACACGAGCAGCAGCAAGGAUGGGUGUUAAGCUGUUCACAAGAACCGUUCCGGCUCGUGCCGCAGACCCAUUCCAUGUGCACUACAGCGGUAACGCUGGGUCGGCGAUCGCACAGAACACAUUGCCGGCCACUGUACGCGGUACGCAGGAAAGGUGGAUGAAACGGUUCGAAUCGGAAUCCAUCCCCGAACCGGAAACCUCCAUCGUGAACAUCAUCGCACACGUGCUCGAGCUGUCCGGUCCGUCGGAAGUUGGCAACCACCAAAACUCAUCGCUCAACGAUGCUCAGAUGGCAAAAAUCGAAGCAUUGUGCGAAUGCCGGCUCGCCCGCAUGCCAAUACAGUACAUUAUUCGCGAGUGGGAUUUCCGCGACCUGACGCUGAAAAUGAUCCCGCCCGUGUUUAUACCGCGCCCGGAAACGGAAGAGCUGGUCGAGCUGAUACUGCAGCAGAUGGAAAAUCAAGAGAAAACGCUCUUCCUCGAGAUCGGAUGCGGGACGGGUGCAAUAAGUCUUUCGCUGCUGAAACACGCCCCGAAGGCCUCUGCGAUAGCGAUCGACCAAAGCCGAAUUGCGUGCGAGCUAACGCGAGAAAACGCCGAAUCGGUCGGCUUGAUGGACCGGUUGCGCAUAUUCAAGCACAAGCUGGUGAACGAUUUGCCACCGGAGCUGCACACGCAAACGUUCGACAUGAUCGUCAGCAAUCCUCCGUACGUGCCCUCGGUGCUUAUUCCCACGCUCGAUCCGGAGGUAAAAAUCUACGAAGAUCUGCGAGCACUGGACGGUGGUUAUGAUGGACUAACUGUGAUAAAAGCCAUUCUCCGGGUAGCCGGCAAACACCUUAACAAGGAUGGCGUCCUGUGGCUCGAGGUGGACAGCUCACAUCCACCGGUCAUUGAGGAGUUUCUGACGAAGCACGGCGAGCUGAUGGGACUACGGUUUGUGGCGUCGUACAAGGAUCUGUUUCAGAAGGAUCGAUUCGUCGAGAUAGUUAAGCUAUAAGCUGAUUGCAUUUGUUACUCGUACCUAGAGAGCGUUUGUUAGCGUUUAGCGAGACUACCAGGAUAAUAGAAACGUGGGAAAAGACAGCAGCAAUGCAGCCAAACACUAGUAUAGUAUAGCUCUGCUUUCCAUUAUUUAUUCUCACCUACAUACACACACACACAUACACGCUCAACCUACAGCAAUCGACCCUUGCAACCUCGUUCGCCACAGACGCAGGUCAGCACCUUCCCGUUGACAGAGCCCACGUCGUAGUUAUAGUUCCACGUUAGUUCCGUGCCAGCUUUAAUGUUACAGUACGCGAAGAACGCGACCCAGGGAAACCGUACGUCGUGCGUAUCGACAAACACGCUCUGGACGAACAGAUUGGGCACGCAGGAAUGCUUUAUCGUGUAAGAAGGGGGAAAAAAAUAGAAUCGCGAGAGUACGAAACGUUAGCUCCUUCGUCCACCGUGUGGCAGUGUCUUUAGUCCCAGAAAGUAUUCGUCUAGCUGCAUAUUUCACUCGAAAGGGCGAGUUUGGAGCAUCUCAGGCGUUAAAUAAUAAAGCUAAAGUAUACAGGUUUGAGAUAGUUGAUACAUGAAUACACAGUUUUUGUUGAAAA